Molecule: messenger RNA, 3657 nt
Organism: Zerene cesonia (dogface butterfly)
Lineage: Eukaryota; Metazoa; Arthropoda; Insecta; Lepidoptera; Pieridae
Gene: TfIIB
Product: transcription initiation factor IIB
Exons: 5
Coding region: 201-1058 (285 amino acids)
Biological process (GO): transcription initiation at RNA polymerase II promoter; transcription preinitiation complex assembly
Cellular component (GO): transcription preinitiation complex; nucleus
Molecular function (GO): RNA polymerase II general transcription initiation factor activity; TBP-class protein binding
Source: RefSeq, a predicted model, not a curated record
AUGGCGAGCACGUCGAGGUCUGUUUUCCUGUUUUCUAUUUAUUCUCGCAGAUUAUCUGACAAAUAAAUUUGCGUAUAAUAACGUUCCAUAUUAUUUCUAGCUAUAAUAAUGCUGCGUAAGUUUAUAGAAUCGAAGCGAAUAAGGUGGUGUGCUAUGCUCAUCCAGAUGCCCCGCUCAUUGAAGACUAUAGGGCGGGUGACAUGAUAUGCUCAGAGUGCGGCCUCGUUGUAGGGGAUAGAGUAAUAGAUGUCGGGUCCGAGUGGCGUACAUUUAGCAAUGAGAAGUCUGGCGUCGACCCUUCUCGUGUUGGUGGACCUGAAAACCCACUGCUAUCAGGUGGAGACCUCUCCACAAUCAUUGGACCUGGCCGUGGAGAUGCCUCCUUUGACAGUUUCGGAGUUUCAAAGUAUCAAAAUAGAAGAAACAUCAGUAGUACAGACAGAGCACUAAUAAAUGCAUUUAGAGAAAUCAACACAAUGGCGGACAGGAUAAAUCUGCCAAAGACAAUUGUUGACCGAGCUAAUAAUUUAUUUAAACAGGUACAUGACGGUAAAAAUCUAAAAGGACGAGCGAAUGACGCGAUAGCAUCCGCCUGCCUCUACAUAGCGUGUCGACAAGAAGGUGUGCCGCGUACCUUCAAAGAAAUCUGCGCAGUCAGUAAAAUCAGCAAGAAGGAAAUCGGAAGAUGCUUCAAAUUAAUCCUCAAAGCACUUGAAACGUCUGUGGAUCUCAUCACAACGGCGGACUUUAUGUCUCGAUUCUGUUCGAACCUCGGUCUGCCUAAUUCGGUACAAAGAGCAGCAACUCAUAUUGCGAGGAAAGCCGGGGAACUGGAUAUUGUAUCAGGCAGAAGUCCAAUAUCAGUGGCUGCGGCUGCGAUAUAUAUGGCGUCACAAGCAUCUGAAGACAAACGCAGUCAGAAGGAAAUUGGCGACAUAGCGGGUGUGGCCGAUGUGACAAUUAGACAGUCAUACAAACUCAUGUACCCGUUCGCAGCAAAACUCUUCCCAGAGGACUUCAAGUUCGCUACACCUAUCGAAUUCCUACCACAAAUGUAAUUUAUCGUGUGCUACUAUAUUACUAUUACUAUUCUUUAUAUUUACAGUCAGUUGAAAUGUAUUUUCACAAAUGUGUCUCUGAAUGAUUUUUUUAAUGCAAUUGUUAUAAAGUAAAAACUAUGCAAUACCGAUCGGGUAAAUUUGAGUUUUUCAGAUCUCAUAGUUCUAAAUUAAACUAGAUUGACUCAAAUAUUUGAGUUUGUCAAUCUAGGCUAGAUUUAUAUUUAUUCAAUUAGAAGUGUUUUUGUCACAACAUAGAUUUAUAUUUACAGAUAGAGGAUUGUUUAUCCUUUAGAGGGUUGUCUUAUCAUCUAAAAAUGAAGAUAAAUUAUAAGGAUGAUAAUUUUCAAUUUUUGUUUAAUUUAGUUUAAUAACAUUAUUUCCACGACUAUUUUAAUAAUCGUAACAUAGUAGAUCCGUAGAUAAUCUUAUUCAACUGACUGUAAAUUUAGAGAUAAUAAUUUAGUAUUAAGUUUAUUGAUUAUAUGCAUAAAUUAAAAAUGCUUUAAUUGAUUAAGCUAACUCGUAAUUCUCACAAAGGUUUCGUUACGCAUACUUAUAUUUAUUUGCAUUUCACAAUAAAUCUUGUAUCGCAUAAACAACAUAUUUUGUUACGUAGUAGCCUUGCCGCGCGGGUUUACUCGCGGUUUAAAAGCGCAGAAGCAUGUAUUUCUAUAGCUUAUAUGCAUUAGCUAUAUCACUGCCAAGUAUAAUCAUAAUCCGUUCAGGGAUUUUCUCGUGAAAGAGUCAUAAACAGACAUACACAUAUUUAUUCUAUGUCUCUCAAACUUUCGCAAUUAUAGUACUCUUAGCAUUCUAUUAAUAUAAUAAAAAAUAUUGCCUUAUCGGACGGAACUUUACUUAAUUUUACCAUAUGAAUGGAAUGGGUUAAAAAUUGUACAAAAAACGUUAAAAAAUAUCGUGAUCGUGUGCUUAUUAAUAAUGUUAAAAAUAUUAAAGUUUGUAUGGACAUGAAGAUUUUUUUAGCUUUUUCCGAAACAGAAUAUCUGUACUAUAAUAAAAUGUGUGUGAGAGUGACGUCAUCUUGAGUGGUCUCAUCAUAGAAGCUUUAUAUUUAACCAAUCUGUCAAUUUUAUACCGGUUAUAAUAAUAUAUAUAACCGGUUAACAAAGGAGAUAUAUAUAGAUUAAUAGGAGGUAUAUAAGUAUAUCAUCAAAAGACUACAAACAAUAAUUAUUUUUUAACAAAAACUAAACCACCUGCAAAUUGUCAGAAUAAGACAAAAUUUGAUGAUUGAAAAUGUGACCACACGGGAGGUAACAGCUUUCAAAUAAAAAAAGAAUCACCAAAAUCGAUUCACCCAAACGAAAGUUCUGACUAAACCAAUAAACAAAGAGUACAGUGGAAUAGAUCGCCUCUGAUCGUUUUCUGACGUCGGUUGAAAAGUUGAAAAUGAGACAUUCUUUAGAUAGGAUUUUCAAAUAGAAUUCCUAAAUGUGUAUUAUUUAUACGUAACUGUCUAUAAAAUACGCUACUUAUCAGUAUAUUUUUUUCUUUGUUAUAAAAUAUUUUAGUUUGAGUGUGCACCAAGAAAAGUUUUUUUUUUUUGUUAUAUUACUAUGCGUUAAUAUGUGUGCGUGCGACAAAACAAUGGUUAGUCGUGGAUUAAAGAAAAGCAUUAUUUAGUUAAAACAAACACAAAAGUCUGACAGAAGAGUGAUAUUAUUGCUAGCAUUUUUUGUGAAUUUGUUGUCAAAAAAUAUGUUAUCUACAUUUUUAUAAAUGGCUUGUACUAAUUGAUAAUACACAGAUGAAAUUGUUGAUUUUUAUAUAUGAAUAGUAUUAAAAUAGUGCUUAAAUCCAAAAGAAUAAAAUAUAUUGUAUAAUUAAAUAUUGUGUCUGACAGAGACAUUAUAUAAUAAGCCAUUAAAUAUUAUCAAAUUGUAAAGACAUUUAAUUAAUAUCGUUUUAAUAAUAUUGUCAUCUCAAAACUUUAAAUGUACCAAUAAAAUAGUUCUCAAAACAUCCGCUGCAAGGCGCUGCUGAUCUAGAUCAAACACAUGCGAAAAUUACCUCUAUUUAUUUCACUUUUAAAGCUAUAUUUCAACAUUUCUAUAUUAAGUACUUAAUACAAUGCUUUGAUGGUUUUUAUGACAGAUGACGUGUUUAAUAUGUAUUUUUUUAUUCUGUUAGAAGUUUCCUUAAACUUAAAAUAGUUUUCCUUAUUAUUGACAAUCAAGAAAAAUUGUGAUUUUUUGGCUAUAAAUGAGUUAUUCAAUAUUAUAUCUUAUAUUAUGAACUAUGACGUUUUUACAUGGGACGACUGUUUUUUUUUUGUUAAAAAUUAACGGUUUUGUGCCAAAUUUUGUAAUAAAUUAGAGCACUUAUUUUUUUUUAAUUUUGAUUUGUUGAUGCUUCAAGAUUCUGUAAUAGCAUGUCUCAAAUUAUGGAAAAAAUAUAAACAAAAGAAAUAUUUAAAAAGUGUAAUUAGAAAAAAGUUCAUAACCAUAAAAAUUAGUAUUACUUUAUACUUAGCUUAGAAUAAGCUGUUUACUUAUGUAACUUGACCAUUUUUUGUAAUUAUAAGUUGUAUAAUAAUUUAAUAGAAUAAGGAUGAUAAAUAAAGAGAUAAGUAAUA